AUGGAGUUGGUGGUUUCGUUGCUGCUGAUAUUCUCCGCCGCUCAGAGUCACAGCCAUUUCGGCUGCUUAUUUGAAACUGAUGUGUGUGAGGCUUAUGAGAUCUGUGUAAAUGACGCAGUGUUUGGGAGGUGUCAGGAGCUGCCGGUGAUAGACGUAAAUCAAUACGAAGUUUCACCGGCUGAUCUUCAACGCCUCCGGAGUAUCCUGCAUAAACUGUCCCUCCAAGGCCUGAGCUGGCGAGAUGACACCACUCAGCAAGUAGUCGCUGCCGAACUGUCACACCUGCAGUGGAUCCACUUACUGCGGCAUAAAGGCAUCUCCAGCGACAGCUCCACUGGCCCCAGGAUCACUACCCAGAGGGUCAACAGUAAGGAACGUGAUGAAAGGGAGGAUGAGACUGACCUGCGAGGGUUUAAGUCUCUGCACCAUUACUUCCAGCUUCUGACAGCUCUAUCCCAGCCCGCAAAUCCAGCUCCAUUUCACAAGACCCGAACCGUCAAGAGCGAUAGCACUGACCUGGGGCCUUUCUGGGAUGAGCUGCUGCAGAGAAACAAGGGGAGAAGCUCAGCAGCGUUUUACAACAGUCGGCCGGACAGUGAGCCUCCUCAGCCCAGGACCUACAGCCAGUUACAGCCGGAGAGAAGCCCCUUGCCUCAACCACAUCACGCCGUGCCCCCCAACACAGGGCUGAUCGCGCAGCUCGAGGAGUAUCUGUCACGGCAGCAAGGAGCCCUGGAGACUGACACAUAUGAUGUUGAGCCGGGAAAGUUAGAUGUGCAGGGAGCAGGAUCUCUCCGCUUCCCUCCAAGGAUCCUGACCACCCAGACCAAGGACUUGGGCAGCAAACUGACUGCAGACCAACAGGAGGGACUACGGUACAAGGCCCCGCCUGUCAAGGCCAGCGCCAGAGACCCUCUAAGUCACCUGGACGAGAACUUCAUUGAGUCGGUGGUGCAGAAGCUGGGGAACCAGCACGUCAAUGUGGACGGCCUGUCAACACAACAGCUGGACCAACUUUCCAGCGUCAUAGCCGAGGCUCUGCAGGUGGUGGACGAGGACGAAGGAGACGAAAGGAAACAAGAGUCUGAAGUGAACAAAGUCGGCUACAAUCCUGAGCAAAGCCACAUCAGAAACCAGGCUUUCCCAGAAAGACAACGCCAGGAGGAAUAUAAAGAUGUAGUUGAAGAGGGUCGCCCUCACAAAGCAGAAGUUGGUGGGAGGCUGGAACUUGAGUUCGAGGCCAACAAAAACCCAGACAAAAAGGCCAGAGCUCCCACCGGAUUCUCAUCAAAAGGAACGUUUGGGGUAGAAAAUGUGAAGAGCAACACCAUGACCAGGGCCCUGGCCUCCAGGCCCCCAGAGACCAUCCCUGAGCUAGGUUUGUUGGAAGAGGAGCUGGGAAAUUACAGACAACAGACUGGGAUGUAUCUCACACCCCCCCAGUAUCAGGAAGCUCAGGAGAACUCGCUGGGGGCAGGAGUUCUCUUCCUGGAUGUGGCUCCAGCCAAACACGAUUUAUACGGAUACAUUGUGACCGAUCAAGACCCACUGAGCGUAGAUAAAGGUCUGGAAUUAAUGGACGAUUUGGCACAUCUUCUGAAGCUGCAAAUGAGUGCCUUCAGUGAUAUCAAUGUUCUGGGACCCGCUGUGACCUUCCAAGUGUACAUCAACGCUCAAAACUUGUCAACUGUGGACGUGGCCAAUGCAGCAGUGACCAACAAAGAAACACUUGAAAAGAAAACUGGAUUAAAAAUCUUACAAGCCGGCAUGGGGGAGAAGAGCAAGCUGCAGGCGUCCCCACACCAGGCAGACGAGCAGGAAUCCACCAAGUUUAUUGUCUUAACCAUCAUCUCAAUCCUGUGCAUCAUUGGGGUCCUGGUGGCAUCAGGCAUCGUCUACUGUGUGAGGCACAGCCCCCACCACAGCCUGAAACACAAGCUGAGCUCACUGGGAGCUGAGCCCAACACCAGCUCAGAUGCCACUACAGCCUAUCAGGAGUUGUGCCGCCAGAGAAUGUCCGUCAAGUCCUCGGAGCGACCGGAGCCGGUGCACGGAGCCUCUCGUGUCAGCAGCGUCUCCUCACAGUUCAGUGACGGGCCCCAGCCCAGCCCCUCCACACGCAGCAGCACAUCCUCCUGGUGUGAGGAGCCCGUCCAGUCCAACAUGGACAUCUCCACCGGCCACAUGAUCCUGUCUUACAUGGAGGAUCAUUUGAAGAACAAAAAUCGUCUGGUGAAGGAAUGGGAGGCACUGGACGCAUAUCAAGCGGAGCCCAACAACAGCAGCGUGGCUGAGAGGGAGGACAACACACACAAGAAUAGGUCUCACCAGGUCCUGCCGUAUGAUAACUCCAGAGUCACAUUGAAAGCAGAGUCAAGUCUUUCAAACUCAGAUUACGUCAAUGCCAGCCCCAUUAUGGACCACGACCCCAGGAACCCAGCUUACAUCGCAACCCAAGGUCCCCUUCCUGCCACCGUGGCAGAUUUCUGGCAGAUGGUUUGGGAGAACGGCUGUGUUGUUAUUGUGAUGCUCACACCCCUGAUGGAGAACGGAGACCAACAGUGUCAUCACUACUGGCCGGAUGAGGGUUCUCAGCUCUAUCACAUCUACGAGGUGAAUUUAGUCUCCGAGCACAUCUGGUGUGAAGAUUUCCUGGUGCGGAGUUUCUAUCUUAAAAACCUUCAGACCAAUGAGACUCGCACGGUGACACAGUUCCACUUCCUCAGUUGGCUGAACCAGAAGGUCCCGGCGUCCACCAGAUCCUUGUUGGAUUUCCGCAGAAAAGUAAACAAGUGCUACAGGGGCCGCUCCUGUCCUAUAAUUGUCCACUGCAGUGAUGGAGCUGGACGCAGUGGGACCUACGUUCUGAUUGACAUGGUGCUGAAUAGGAUGGCAAAAGGUGCUAAGGAGAUUGACAUAGCAGCCACUCUGGAACACUUGAGAGACCAGAGACCGCAGAUGGUUCAGACCAAGGAGCAGUUUGAGUUUGCGUUGACAGCGGUGGCCGAGGAAGUGAAUGCGAUUCUCAAAGCCCUGCCACAGUGAGCGUCGCUCUCCCUCUCCCCCAACACCACCACACCCCCCCUCCACUCACACACCCCCCCACACACACAGAGGUGUUUAUAAUCCUGACAUGAAUGUCGUAGAAAAUGUGAUCUAACCUUGACUGUUGUAACAGCUUAGAAACCGUGUCUCUUCAACACCUGUAACCGACGGGGUCUGAGGUUAGAACCUUUUUAAAAACAAGGUUAACUCCUCUCUACAGGCAGAGCUGAACCGGUCUAACUUGAGGUAUUUUCUAAUUCGCCUCAUCACGGAGUCCCUCUGACUCACUCACUCGCUCUCCCUCCCCUCAUUCAAGUCCCAUCACAAGAAGAACCUCUUUCACUCUCUGAGCUUUCGGUCACUUUUCCCCUAACCCCCCCCGCACUCCCCUCAGUCCCCAACCCCCAGCUGGGCUGCCCAUCAAACAAUGUCAGGUGCUUUGCGAUGUCCUCCCGACACGAAAGGAGAUUUAUAAAUGUAAAUCGUACUGGAUACAAAAUAGUCAAAUGAAUGAAACCCAAAUGUGCCGUCAAACAUGUUUCCUCGGAGGGUUCAGUGCUUUAGAAAUUUGAGAAUGAAAUCCGUUCUGAAAUACUGCGAAGUUUACAUCUCAAAGGUUAGCGAGUUAGAAGACACUUUCUCUCAGGAGAUAAACAGCCCCGAUAUAAAACCUGGCAUUCCACCCCCUUGGAUGACACAUGAUAAAGACCUGUUUUCUUUAACCUUAAAAUUUAACUUGAUUCAAAAUUGGCAAAAAUCCCUUCAAUUUCAAUCUGAAUUGAGAAGCCAGUUUUCCAUGGUGAAUAAAAAAAAAGUAUCCAAAUAUAGGACUGAAAUGUCCACAAGGAAAGUUGUAGAGGCCAGGACAUUGGACUCACUUAAUAAUCAGCUUGAUGGGAGGAUCGUAGGGUGGGUGUUCUGAAUGGAUGGGCCAAAGGGCCUCCUUCUUAAAGUUG
Callorhinchus milii (elephant shark) is the source of this 4001-nucleotide messenger RNA. RefSeq names its product protein tyrosine phosphatase receptor type N2 (gene ptprn2). Gene Ontology annotation, molecular function: protein tyrosine phosphatase activity. Lineage: Eukaryota; Metazoa; Chordata; Chondrichthyes; Chimaeriformes; Callorhinchidae. Gene Ontology annotation, biological process: protein dephosphorylation. Gene Ontology annotation, cellular component: secretory granule. The record is from RefSeq and is a predicted model, not a curated record.